CGCAGCGUCAGCGCGUGACGUCCCCCUCCGUGCCCGGCCGCCCUCACAGCACGCAGUGCCGAGCCUGUGUCAGGCUCACGGAGGCACAGGCCGCGCGGUUAGUGAGCUCGAGGAGAGGAGGACCCUGGACACCUCCCAGCGGCGGCCUCUGCCCAGUGAGGCCCCUUGCCCUGGGCAAGCCGGCUCCCGUGUGCCCGCAGCCCUGAUGAGGACGGGUCACUAGUGGUGUAUGGAUACGACAGCCAAAGCUGGUGUGAUGGAGGUCCUGCGCCUGAACGUGGGGGGCUGCACGUACACUGCCAGGCGCCAGUCCCUGUGCCGCUUUAAGGACUCCAUGCUGGCAUCCAUGUUCAGUGGACGUUUUCCUCUGAAAACAGAUGAAUCAGGGGCUUGUGUCAUCGAGCGUGAUGGACACCUGUUUAAAUACCUUCUGGAUUAUCUUCAUGGAGAGGUUCGGAUUCCCGAGGACGAGCAGACGCGCGUCGCCCUGCAGCAGGAGGCCGAUUACUUUGGUGUCCCGUAUCCUGAAAGCCUGUCAGACCACUUGGCCAAUGAAAUGGAGACAUACUCUUUCAGGUCAAAUAUAGAACUUAAAAAGGCCUUGGUAGACUUUUGCGGAUCCUACGGCUUGGUCUGCAGUGAACCGACUGUCUGGGUUCUGCACUACCUCAGCACAUCUGGCACCAGCUGUGAGAGCAGGGUCAUCGGGGUGUACGCCACCAGGGCCGACGGCAUGGACGCCAUCGAGCAGCAGCUGGGCCGCAGAGUCCGCAGCAAGAGCAUCUUCCGGAGAGAGGCGGGGAAUAAUGUCCAGUACAUUUGGAGCUAUUACUCCGUGGCAGAACUGAAGAAAAUGAUGGAUGCCUUUGAUGCAUGGGAAGGAAAAGGUACAGGGUGAUGCGAGUAGAUUCUGUGGAAGUGGGUGGGCUUUUCCUUCAUGUGGUAGUCAGUUUCCGAGAGUGACACCGAGGCAGCGCACUUUCCCAUCUUUAGACUCCAGGGCUUUGAAUUAUACUAUAGGCAGGGAAAAGUGGGGAUGUUAUUUAAACAAGUGCCACAGCCCUAGUGUGGACUGGUGCCCCAGGAGGUCUCCAGUAGGAGCGGACACUGAGAAGCCGAGAGCAGCCGGUGCACAGGGCCGCUCCACCGCUUGCCAUUAUGGGCAAGGCAGAGCCGGAAGAGGAUGCUGUGUCCUCAUGUGACCGUGUGACUACCCCAGAAAGGUCACUCUGUGUAGAUUCUCUUAGAAGCCUGACUUUCAAGUCAAGGCAAACUUAGUGGGCCAGGCUUGGGAGAAUCUGGAGCCUGUUAGGGCUGUGGGCGUCAUCAAGUUGGCUUAAAAUGAGGCUCACAGAGCCGGGGAGCCUCGGGGAGGGAGCCCCUUCUUCCGCCCGUGCCAGCUUACUACGUUGGUUAUUAUUACCAGAACUUCAGUGAAAAAACAACUCCAGUCCUGGGAUGUACACGGUUAUUCUUUUUUAAAUCCAAGCACCUUUUAUUCAACGUAGCUCUUUGGGCAUUUUUGUGUCUAUGUAUAAGUUUUUUGUUUUUAAAAAUUGAAGUGCUUGUAACAAAGUGGACUGGCGGCCACUCCAGACCAGCUCCACCCCAGCAGGUGCAGUCUGUCCUGCUGCCACCACUCCCCGCCCUGUUCUCACCCGGCUGCCCCGCUGCCUUCACGGGUCUGGGGCCGGCAGCGCUGAGUGCUCAGGUCUGGCUCCUCUUGUUGGCACCAGCGCUGGUGCCUCAGCGGGGCCUUGGCGAGCACAGCCCGGAUGUCUCCUGCCCUGGAGGGCUCAGUGCCACGGCAGCCUGGCACACGGUGCUCUGUCGUGUGUGUCAACGUGGCUGUCACCGUUAACUGUCACUGCGGGGCAUCCCAGUGCCACCCCCUUUCAGUGGAUGUGAGAAACAAGGCCCAGGCCGUGACUUCCGAGGGUGGGUUCAAGGCAGCACUCAGCUGCGUCCUGGGCUCCCCAGCAGCAGAGCUGGGUGGCUCCGGGGGCAGCGCCCCAGACCUAGCCACAGAGCCGCUGCGGGCGCCCGGCGUCCCCAACGC
This is a messenger RNA of Fukomys damarensis (Damara mole-rat), 2059 nucleotides long. RefSeq names its product potassium channel tetramerization domain containing 18 (gene Kctd18). The record is from RefSeq and is a predicted model, not a curated record. Lineage: Eukaryota; Metazoa; Chordata; Mammalia; Rodentia; Bathyergidae. Gene Ontology annotation, biological process: protein homooligomerization. The transcript has 5 exons. Gene Ontology annotation, molecular function: protein binding. The coding region runs from base 230 to 898 and encodes 222 amino acids.